Molecule: messenger RNA, 1083 nt
Organism: Solea senegalensis (Senegalese sole)
Lineage: Eukaryota; Metazoa; Chordata; Actinopteri; Pleuronectiformes; Soleidae
Gene: mrpl47
Product: mitochondrial ribosomal protein L47
Exons: 7
Coding region: 13-795 (260 amino acids)
Biological process (GO): mitochondrial translation
Cellular component (GO): mitochondrial ribosome; mitochondrial large ribosomal subunit
Molecular function (GO): structural constituent of ribosome
Source: RefSeq, a predicted model, not a curated record
ACUACUGUAAACAUGGCGGCGUCCUCAUCAGCAGGACGCGUUUUGACUCUUUGCAAGCAGUUUCAAAAUGUGAUGAGGAUAUGUUCAGCGGUAAAGACUCAGCAGCACUGUGCCGUUAAUGCGACCCAAUACCUGAAUCGAAUUUACAGGGAAAAGUCUACACUUGCUGCCCUUUCUUGGUGCAGUCCAACAAGCUCUUUGAGUCAGUACCGAGCUCUGCACACAACCAUCAGCAGAAGAGGACUGGAAGAGUUUUUUGACCUCCCUGAGAACUGGGGAGAGACCAAUGUGAAGUCAGGUGCUCCAUGGACUGCAAAACAUCUGAGAACUAAGAGCAAUGAGGAUUUACAUAAACUCUGGUAUGUGCUGCUGAAAGAAAGGAACAUGCUGCUGACAAUUCAGCAGGAAGCAAAAAGGCAAAGGGUUCAGAUGCCAAGUCCAGAAAGGUUAAGGAAGAUUGAACGUUCCAUGAUCCGGUUGGAGACAGUGGUCACUGAGAGAGAGACGGCUUUGCGUCUGCUGCAGACAGGACAGGAAAAAGGCCGACCAGGCGCCUGGAGGAGGAAUCUUUUUGGGCAUGUCUACUGGUAUCGAUUCAAAGAGUAUGCAAUUCCUUGGUACAUGAAUAAAAGAUAUAAGCGAAAGAAGUUCUACACACCAAAGUUUGUCCAACCACACAUGAGACUGCGUUGGGAGAAUAGCCUCCGGAAUAGGAUCAGGAGAGCAAACUUGAAGAAGCAAAAAGAGGCCAAACUGAGGGAGAAAUUCCCUCAAAUGAAGGUCUCUUCAUUAUGAAAUUACAGGCUCUCAUUGUACAACUGUCACAUGUUUCAAGAAAAAAUGUCCUUUCCUCUUCUUAUUGAUAAGUAUAUACAUGGCAGUCUGAGUCAUGGCAAUUAAAAUAACCGAGUGUCUUGUCAUCUUUAUCUGCGUUUAGAUUUAUUUGUCCAGCUGUUUGGUUGGUACUACAGGAUAAAUUAUGCUAUGCCCUAAAAACACACCAGAUAGUGUGGGGAGGAUUUUAGUUAUUGUUGAGUAUCAUGUGACCUUGGAUAAUCUUUCAAAUAAAAUAUUCAUUACCCA